Messenger RNA from Octopus bimaculoides (California two-spot octopus), 6129 nucleotides. RefSeq lists its product as uncharacterized. The record is from RefSeq and is a predicted model, not a curated record. Lineage: Eukaryota; Metazoa; Mollusca; Cephalopoda; Octopoda; Octopodidae. Gene Ontology annotation, molecular function: RNA polymerase II cis-regulatory region sequence-specific DNA binding; DNA-binding transcription factor activity, RNA polymerase II-specific. Gene Ontology annotation, biological process: regulation of transcription by RNA polymerase II.
UUCCGUUUUGAUUCCAUCUUAUUGUUUUCCUCCGCUUUGUUUUCUUCCAACAACUUCACCCUUUUUUACGACAAUGUCUCACAUAAAACAUCAUUUCUAUUAUCAGAUGAUAUUGCCCUCAGAGAAGCAUUUACAUCAGAUGCAACAUAUAUUAUUAUUAUUUUUUUAACAAGUAGAGAAAAAUAUCAUUCAGAUCAGAAUGAACUUUACAUAAAUAUCUGGUGAAUAUUGAUGAAACAUUACUGAAAAGUAUUUCUUCUCAACUGGAAUGUUUAUAAAAUGAUUUUGUGUUCUCAUUAAACUUGGACAGAUUUACAAAAAAAAGAACGUUCACAAUAUCUUGUGACAUUGAUGAAGAUCACAGCUGAUGGGAAAUAUAGCAAUAGAUAAAAAAAAUGAGUAAAAUAUAAAAUUAUUUAUAUAUUUAGAACUUUUUACUCAGUUUUGCUCUAUCAGGUCCUGAUUUUGACACUGUAUAUGACCUGUGCUACAUUCAAAUGAAAUCCCCCAUUCCAAUAUUUAAGAGUCUGCCACCUCAAGAAUUAGUUGAAGAUGGUCCAGAAAUAUUGUAAUGCACUCUGAGGAUUUUGAUCCCAGCAUAUUUGAAAAUCAAAGUGAUACAGAAAAGUUUAACCAGGUCAAAUUCAAUGAUGUUGUCAGGUAUCUAAAUUUGCCAAGAAAAGCUGUGAAAAUUUUGACUUCACGACUUAGAAAAGCUUGCUUACUUCAAACACAAAUUACAUUUUAUAGAAAAAGAGAACUUCUUGAAUAUUUUAGAAUAGAGGAUAGUUUAGUAUAUUGUGGAGGGAGAUGGAAAAUGAGUUUUGUGUGAACAAGGUGAAACUUAAAACACUGUCUGAAAAUAUUGACUGUCCUAUUGACAAAAGGAUUAAGAAAGGGAAAAAGUCGUUUGACUGUGAUGUCUGUGGUAGAUCAUUCUCCCAAAAGGGCAACCUUACUACUCACAGACGUGUUCAUACAAGAGAGAAGCCAUAUCACUGUGAUACCUGUGGUAAAUCAUUCUCUCUGAAUCAUCACUUAACGAUUCACAAACGCAUUCACACAGGAGAGAAACCAUAUUCCUGUGAUAUCUGUGGUAAAUCAUUCUCUCAAAACAGUAACCUCAUUAUUCACAAACACAUUCACACAGGAGAAAAACCAUAUCACUGUGAUAUCUGUAGUAAAUCUUUCUCUCAGAGUGGUUACUUAACUACUCAUAAACUUAUUCAUACAGGUGAGAAACCAUAUCAUUGUGAUAUCUGUGGCAAAUCAUUCUCUCAAGGUGGGUACUUAACUACUCAUAGACUUAUUCAUACAGGAGAAAAAACAUACCAGUGUGAUGUCUGUGAUAAAUCAUUCUCUGGAAGUAAUAGCUUAGCUAUACACAUACGUAUUCAUACAGGAGAGCAACCAUAUCACUGUGAUAUUUGUGGUAAAUCAUUCUCUCAAAAUGAACAUUUAACUAACCACAAGCGUAUUCAUACAGGUGAAAAGCCAUAUCACUGUGAUGUCUGUGGUAAGUCAUUUGCCCGAGGAAAUGUUUUGACUACUCACAAACGUAUUCAUACAGGGGAGAAAACAUACCAUUGUGAUAUAUGUGGGAAGUCGUUUUCUCGAGGAAAUGUUUUAGCUACUCACAAACGUAUACACACAGGAGAGAAGCCAUAUCAUUGUGACAUCUGUGGUAAAUCAUUUUCUCAUAACGAUCGCUUAACUACACACAAACGUAUUCAUACAGGAGAGAAACCAUAUCACUGUGAUAUUUGUGGUAAAUCAUUCUCUCAAGGAAAUACUUUAACUAUACACAAACGUAUUCACACAGGUGAGAAGCCAUAUCACUGUGAUACUUGUGAUAAAUCAUUCUAUGGAAGUAGUACCUUAACUAAACAUAAACGCAUUCAUACAGGAGAGAAGCCAUAUUGCUGUGAUAUUUGUGGUAAAUCAUUCUCUCAAAAAAGUCACUUGACUAAACAUACAGUGCACAGACGUAUUCAUACAGGUGAGAAGCCAUAUCAGUGUGAUGUCUGUGGAAAAUCAUAUUCUGUAAGUAAUCAAUUAACAGCACACAAACGUAUUCAUACAGGUGAAAAGCCAUAUCACUGUGACUUCUGUGGUAGAUCAUUCUCUGAAAGUAGUAACUUAACUAAUCACAAACAUAUUCAUACAGGUGAGAAACCAUAUCACUGUGAUAUCUGUGGUAAAUCAUUCUCUCAAAAUAGUAGCUUUAUAAAGCACAAACGUAUUCAUACAGGUGAAAAGCCAUAUCACUGUGACUUCUGUGGUAGAUCAUUCUCUGAAAGUAGUAACUUAACUAAUCACAAACAUAUUCAUACAGGUGAGAAACCAUAUCACUGUGAUAUCUGUGGUAAAUCAUUCUCUCAAUGGACUCAAUUAACAAGACAUGUAGGUGUUCAUAUACCAUGGUAAUUGUAUUAAUGUGAAAGUUCAGGUUGUCAGUGGUUGUUUCAGUAAAUGAUGAAUUCAUCUUGUAUUUUAUUUGAUAUAACUUUAUUACACUUUAUCGUCAAAUUCAUGUUACUACCCACUUUCAUUUAUUUUUCGUAGCUCAUUUUCUAUUUUAGACAAGGCCAUAAAAGCAAAGUGGCAGUCUUGAUAAAACUAGAACACUGGAGGUAGCAAAGAGCUAUAUUAAGUAACUAGAAAAGCAACUUUGGAAUCAGGUGUAUUUAGCAAGAGUAGAAGCAGAAAGGAAGAGGUUCGCCAGUGUCUUAGAGCAUGUGCAUGGGGGAAAGAGGGUCUUUCCAGUAUGAACCUAACAUGGGGACCAUCUAUCCCAAUAGCAGUAAUAUAAUAGAUCAGUCAAUUGAGGAUAUAAUGAGAAGUAUAGCCCUCAUGCAUCCGGAAUUGCUGAUGGGAUGCUUAAAAAGAGCUGGGGUAGGAUAUAGUUGAGUCACUUUUAUAAUAAAUCAGGUUAUAGAUGAAGAUAUCAUCCACAAUGACUUGUGCAGCAGCAUUACAGUUAUUUGUUACAAUGAUAAAGGAAAUGCCUUAAAAUUACUUGUGGAUGAAUCAAGUUUCUGGAUAAGUUAAGGUAAGUUAUGGAGGGAGAUAUAACCCAGUUAAUUAGAAAUCACUUUGAUUUUUGUGUCUGGGAAAAAUACUCCUGAUGCGAUCUUCUUAGUCAGACAACUGCAAGAAAAUUAAUUAGGUAAGACUAAAGGAUUGUACUUGUCUUUUGUUGACCUGGAGGAAACCUUUAAGAAAUUCUGGUGGUGUGUGAGGAAGCUUAAGGAAGAGAAUUGGCUACUGAAAACUGUACAGGCUAUGUACAGAAGUGCUUUCAAGAGUUCACCAGGAUUCAGUUCUCAGUCCUCUCCUAUUCACCAACGUCUCUCAGGCCAUACAGAGGAAUUGAAGGCCUUCUGCCCAUGGCAAUUACUAUAUAUUGAUUGCAUGACAGAAUCUGUUAUAGAAUUACAAAAGACUUUCCACGUUUGGCAGCAAAAACUGGAAUUGAAGGACCUUAAAGAUAACAUAGCAAUGGUUCUUGUAAGCAAAGAAACAGGAUUCUACUCACUUUAAGUAAAAGGCUUGAUAUGUCAGAAAGUUAUAGACAGGAAUUGCAUACAGUGUACUAGUUGACUUAAUUAGCAGUGGAGGAGAACGUUCUGAAAGUGUAGUUGCUAGAAUAUAAAUAGGCUGGAGAAAGUUCAGAGAACUAUUAACUAGGCUGGAACCAAAUACUUCUCUUUCUAAGUGAAAGGUAAAUUGUGUUGCUUGAGCGUGAAAAUCAGUCCUACAAGGUAGUGACACAUGGGCUCUAAAUGCAGUGGACAUGCGAAUACUAGAAAGGAACGACGCAAAUAAGCUCCAUUGGAUGUGCAGUGUUUGUGUGCAUGUAAGACAAAGUUCUAAUGUAUUGAGACUAUUAGGCAUAAGAGGAAUUAGAUGUAAUGUGCAAAAAAGAAGGCUGUAUUGGUAUGGGUCUUUGAAUGGUAUGAAUGAGGACAGUUCCAUAAAGAAGAGCCAAACACUGAAAGUGAAUGAAACUUGUAGAAGAGAUAGUAAGUGGAAAUCAUGAGAAGUAUUGUACUUUUGAACCAAUUAAGUUGGUUCAAAACUUUCUUGAACUUUCUCAUUGAACCAUAUAUAUAAAGGUGGUUUUUGGCGGUAAUGGCAGAAUAUUGAAUCAGCUGCUCGAUGUCUCCAUUCUCAUGGUAGUCAGACGACACAGAUUUCUCAUUAUGAAUAUAGCACGAUUAUUUUCCAGUUGUACUGGGCCAGCCGUAAUUUCUAUACUUGUUAAACUGACGUAUAUCCUAGUAGUAUGUCUCUCCCGGUGUGUAAUUGUCGCUGUUAUUUUUCAUCAAAAGAUCACGGGGAAAAAUGUCCCGGACCUCUGCUUCACAAACAACAUCGCGCUCAUCUAUAAUAUUAAGGUGACACUGACGAUUUUCUCGGACCAUAACUUAAUAGGACUAACAAUGUAUGGUCGACAGAAGACUAAAGACGUGCAGGCUACUAAAAGCACCCAGCUCCUCUCCAGCCUGAACUUUCACAAAGCUGAUUGGAAGGGUAUCGAGAAAGGGAUCAUGGAAUAUAACUGGUCUGCCAGUCUCUUUACGCAAGAUAUCGACAUAAAUCUACAACACUUUAUGACAAUCAUGCAUGACAUAUGCAGUAAGUUUUCUUUAGAGAGAAUGCCAAGCCAGCAGAAAGAUAUCAUACCCAGAUAUAGGGGGAUUCUAAUGAGAUAAUGAGCAAAAAUCUCAAAUCGUCUAAGUGGGCCACCAAAGGAUAACAAACGAUCCUAUCUCAAACAAAUAUUGCUCGAGAUCGAAAAUAAACUCAAACGCUCCCAAGAAAAGGAAGCCAGAGCUGUCAAAAAUAUUAAGACAAAGGCGCAGGAGUGGCUGUGUGGUAAGUAGCUUGCUUACCAACCACAUGGUUCUGGGUUCAGUCCCACUGCGUGGCACUUUGAGCAAGUGUCUUCAACUAUAGCCUCGGGCCGACCAAAGCCUUGUGAGUGGAUUUGGUAGAGGGAAACUGAAAGAAGCCCAUUGUAUAUAUGUAUAUAUAUAUAUAUGUGUGUUUGUGUGUCUGUGUUUGUCCCCCCCAACAUCGCUUGACAACCGAUGCUGGUGUGGUUACGUCCCCGUAACUUAGCGGUUCGGCAAAAGAGACCGAUAGAAUAAGUACUAGGCUUACAAAGAAUAAGUCCUGGGGUCGAUUUGCUCGACUAAAGGCAGUGCUCCAGCAUGGCCACAGUCAAAUGACUGAAACAAGUAAAAGAGUAAAGAGUAAACCCUGAAGCCUUCUCUAGAUAUGCAAAAAGAAUCUGCUUCAGUACGGUACAAAAUAGGGCAACUAUGCGAAGAAAUUGGCUCACCGACUGCAGACCCCCUAGAGGAUCAGUAAAAUACUGAAUGUGCAAUACAAGAGCGUUUUCACCACUCCACUGGGACACUUUGCAACUAGCGAUGCCUGAUGAGUUCUUUGGCUCCACAGCUCCAUACAACGAAAUGGCAAUCAUUGAUAGUAUCAAAAUAUAGGAAAGUGAUGUUAUAUCAGCCAUUAUCGAAAUGAGCUCAAACUCAACCACGGGUUCUGAUGGAUUCCCAGAAAUCCUCCUAAAGAAAUGCAAAGAGACUCUAGCAAGACCAUUUCAGAUUCUCUUCCAGAGCUUCCACUCAACUGGGAGACUUCCCAAAAAGUUUAAAGGAAGGCAUAAUAUGCCCUGUCCAUAAGGGAGGUAGCAGAGCAGAUGUUGAAAAUUACAGAACUGUCUCUCUAACUUCCCAUGUCAGCGAAGUCAUAGAGUGCAUUGUCAGGAAGAAACUAAUUGCAUUCCUUGAAGAUAAUGACUUGCUUCCUGACACCCAGCAUGGUUCUCGCUCAGGAAGAGCUGCCUUACACAGCUUUUGCAGCACUAUGACGGGGUGUUGAAACAAUUAAUGAAUCACUCAAACGUGGAUGUGAUAUAUCUCAACUUCGCAAAAACCUUUAAUAUGGUUGAUCAUGGGAUGAUAUGUCACAAACUACGGAGACUCAGCAAAACUGGGAAGAUCGGAGAGUGGUUGCAUGACUUCUUAAAAGACAGAAGCCAGGAUGUAGCAGGAUGUAGCAGCCAACGGAGCCCUCUCCAAGGAAACUGUAAUAGAAAGUGAA